AUGGACGAUACCGAAUUUGACCAAGCACCACAACUGUUGUUUGAAGGUGUAUCUUCGAUUGAGAAAAUCGGUUGUCCAGGUACACUGAUUCCAUUAACAAACGAUACUCGUGCAGUAUUAUGUGGCGAUGAUUCAAAUAAUGUUAUUAUUGUUGCAACUCGAUUUGGCUUGGGUCGCUGUUUAGUAUUUGCUCAUAAUGGUUACCCAGGAAUAUUUUUUAACACUGAAAGCAAAUAUCAACAGUUCGUUGAAAAUUGUCGACGAUGGCUUGCUCGAGGUCAUCAAGCUGAAUUUCUAUCGAUUGAUAAAGCUACAAGCAUGAACGAUAUUUCAGCACACGGAAAAAUUCUUGUUUGGAACGGUCACCGUGAAAAAUCAGAAGCAUUUAUGAAUAAUAUAUGCGAAUUUUUAGAACGGGGUGGUGCAUUGAUUUGUGGAUCGACAGCAUGGGGUUGGUUACAAGGAAGUGGCAAACUUCUGUCAGAUUUUCCUUUUGCACGUUUUUGUGAUUAUAUCGGAGUGAAAAUCACAGAUAAUUAUGCUAAUUGUCCUAAUCCAAUAGAAUUUCGUGAAGGCUUAAUUGAAUUUAAAAAUAUUUAUCAUGCUGUUCGAGGGUUAGCAAAUAAUCCAUCUAAUAUAACUACACUUUCUAUUGUUGGAUCAGCAAUUAAAGAAUUAGGGGAUACAUUGCCUGGAGUUUCCAUAGAAACUUUAGAAAAUAUUGUGAUGAAUGCCGGUGAAGAAGUAAUACCAAUGAAUCAAUGCCCGGUCAAAGACAAACUAAAUCGAGAGCAAUCGGCUGGUAUCUGUGGAAUUAUGUGCGCUUUACCGGGUAUUAAAGCACCAGGAGUUCGACAUUUUCCGGGAGAUUUCGAUCGACCCCCUAAUAUUUUAACUGGUGUUCGAUGUCAUUUUAAAUCGAUAGAUAGCGAAUGGCACUGUUCAGGAUAUUAUGUUGCUGCUGGUAUUCCAAUUCAGAUUGAUGUUUUAGAACAAAAAGGAGCACCAGGAUGGUCAGCUAGAGUUGGAUGUCACAGUGAUGAUCUUGGGGGUUGUGAUGAAUAUCGUCGAUGGCCUUGUAUUUCCAUACGUAAACCAUUAGUAAAUAAUUCUGUAAACAUAAAUUCAGCGUUUGGCGGUUUACUAUUUUUUCAAAGCCCUGAAGGUGGACCAAGUUCGAUUACUGUUACUUUCCAUCAUGUAGUAUUAGCACCAACCUAUGAUGUAACUGAACUCAAUCAUGCUGCAUUGUGGGAAUACAGACGUUCAAGAGCUCAAGGCUUAUGGGCUGAUAUAGCUGGUCGACAUAUUGUAUUUAAUCUUCCAUGUAAAAGUGUUGUACAUCUAAAAUCUACUGAAUUACAUGAAGUAUUAGAAUUCUGGGACGCAAUUAUACUCGCUCAUCAUGAUCUACGAGGAACAAAGCCAACACGUCGAGAACGUGUUGUUUGUGAUGAACAACCAUCUCUUGGUUACAUGCACAGUGGAUAUCCAGUGGUUACACAUAUGGAUGUAAGUGAUCCGAAUUCGGAUGGCUUUCUAUUGGAUUGUGAGAAAUUAAAACAAAAAGGAGCUUGGGGUUUAUUUCAUGAGCUUGGGCAUAAUAUGCAACAAGGCUGGUGGACAUUUGAUGGUACUGGUGAAGUAACAGUAAAUAUAUUUACUCUACAUGCAAUGGAUAAAGUUUGUCAUCUUGAAACAUGGAUACAUCCCUGGUUGCAAGAUCAAAUUUCCAGUACACAAAAGUACAUUGAAAAAGGAUGCAAUUUUGAUGAAUGGAAAAAUAAGCCCGGUGUAGCUUUAUUUAUUUAUGCUCAAUUAAUACGAGAAUAUGGUUGGCAAAGUUAUAAGGAUGUUUUUCGUGAAUACGAACAAACUAAACCGAAUCUUCAUUCCGAUCAAGAAAAAAUGGAUCAUUGGAUAAUUACAUUUUCUAAGCAAGUUGGUUAUAAUUUAGUUCCAUUAUUUAAAUUUUGGGGUUUUCCAAUUUCCGAAUCGACUGUGGACAAUUUGAAACAACUAACCGUUCCACAAAUCUUUGACGAUUUUAUUCAAAUGGCACCAGAACGUUAUUGUAUUUAA
Molecule: messenger RNA, 2082 nt
Organism: Rotaria socialis
Lineage: Eukaryota; Metazoa; Rotifera; Eurotatoria; Philodinida; Philodinidae
Source: the annotation of a GenBank genome assembly